Molecule: messenger RNA, 1458 nt
Organism: Falco peregrinus (peregrine falcon)
Lineage: Eukaryota; Metazoa; Chordata; Aves; Falconiformes; Falconidae
Gene: CNN1
Product: calponin 1
Exons: 7
Coding region: 340-1215 (291 amino acids)
Biological process (GO): actomyosin structure organization
Molecular function (GO): actin binding
Source: RefSeq, a predicted model, not a curated record
AAUGUGGAAAAAAUGACGCCACCACCCGCCCCGUGGUGAUGUCAGCGCGGCGGGAGGCGCGGAUUGGCUGGCGGCGGCCCGGCCUGGGGGGGCUCCGCGCCCUCCACCGACUUUUAAAAGUGGCGGCGGCGCCGGGUCGGGAUCGGGACGGGGCGCCCGGGAGAGACAGGGACGAGCCGAACUGAGCCGAGACCAGCCGAGCCGAACCGGGACAGAUCCGGACGGGGACGACCCGAGCCGGGCCAAGCCGAGCUGAGCCGAGCCGGGAUAAACCCGGACCGGGACGGGACGAGCAGAGCCGACCUCCCGGGACCCCCCGGGACCCCCCGCACAGGGCCCAUGUCCAACGUGCACUUUAACCGCGGGCCGGCCUACGGGCUGUCGGCCGAGGUGAAGAAUAAGCUGGCGCAGAAGUACGACCUGCAGCGGGAGCGGGAGCUGCGCGCCUGGAUUGAGGGGACCACCGGCCGCCGCAUUGGAGACAGUUUCAUGGAUGGCCUCAAGGAUGGCGUCAUCCUCUGCGAGCUCAUCAACAAGCUGCAGCCUGGCUCCGUGCAGAAGGUGAAUGAACCCAUCCAGAACUGGCAUAAGCUGGAGAACAUCGGAAACUUCCUGCGGGCCAUCACGCGCUACGGGGUGAAGCCCCACGACAUCUUCGAGGCCAAUGAUCUCUUUGAGAACACCAACCACACGCAAGUCCAGUCCACCCUCAUCGCCCUCGCCAGCCAGGCCAAGACGAAGGGGAACAACGUGGGUCUGGGGGUGAAGUACGCAGAGAAGCAGCAGCGACGCUUCCAGCCUGAGAAGCUGCGUGAAGGCAGGAACAUCAUUGGUCUCCAGAUGGGCACCAACAAGUUUGCCAGCCAGCAGGGCAUGACAGCAUACGGGACGCGGCGGCACCUCUACGACCCCAAGUUGGGGACAGAUCAGCCACUGGACCAGGCCACCAUCAGCCUCCAGAUGGGCACCAACAAGGGCGCCAGCCAGGCCGGGAUGACAGCCCCAGGGACAAAACGCCAGAUCUUUGAGCCAGCGUUGGGUAUGGAACGGUGCGACACACUGACCAUUGGGCUGCAGAUGGGCAGCAACAAGGGUGCCUCACAGCAGGGCAUGACGGUGUACGGGCUGCCGCGGCAGGUCUAUGACCCCAAGUACUGUGGUGGCCCUGAGCUGCUGGGCGAGGAUGGCCUUGAUGGCUUCUACAACUCCCAGUAGCCACCGGGCUAGCGGUUGCUUGCGCUGCAUCGCCCUGCCCCGCGCGUACCAGGGUCGCACUGCACUGGCCUCACCAUGCCACAAACCCCCCCCCGCCCCCCCCCCCCCCCUCGCCUCUCCAGGGCUCUGUGGGGCUGGCUCAGCCAAGGGGGGGUUUGGCCCAUGGGGGUUCAGCCCGGGGUUUACCCCCCCUGCCGCGUGAAGCCACUGAGGCACAAAUAAAAUCCACACGCAAAGUCACUG